Molecule: messenger RNA, 2739 nt
Organism: Drosophila gunungcola (fruit fly)
Lineage: Eukaryota; Metazoa; Arthropoda; Insecta; Diptera; Drosophilidae
Gene: beat-Vc
Exons: 8
Coding region: 1280-2173 (297 amino acids)
Source: RefSeq, a predicted model, not a curated record
ACCACAGAUUCUUCUUCGGGGAAAGCCAAAGGAAUGGCAAAGGACCUGCUCAUGACAUCAGCGAUGGUCCGCUCUCCCUCGUCCUUCGUCCUUCUGCUGCAGCGCUGCUCAGGCUCUGCCGCUGCCGCCGGGAGUCGAAAUCGCAAUCGGAAUCCUGAGCCGCCAACUCGCAGCAUCGGUGCUUCAGUCUCGACAAGCCUGCUGUGCGUGCAGGGGUUUUCAACGCGCAACACACGCGGCGUAUAAGCAACGCGGCCAAAGCCUGACGCCAAAAAAGACGAAAAAUUGCGCGAACUAAAUUGAGGAACCAAAAAAGAAAAUAUAUUUGUGCCAUCAAAAUCAUAACCCAAAUACAGAAUAAGACACGAGUCAGAUUCACCCUUCCACUUGCAUUUGCUCACUUUUGUGGCCGCUCGCAUGACGCAAAGACAAUCCGCAUGACAUAUACGCCACAUGGGUCACGGGUGUCACGGUGGCUUGUAACUCUGAACUGGUAGGUGGGAUAUGGCAUCUGGGAUAGCAGUUAUUCGCCUCCUUUGCAUGUCUCGUCUCGCCUGUAAGCCAAUGCUAUAACAGUCCAAAGCCAACUUCUGAAAGUUGUGUGACGAGACAAACACCAACAUUUUAAGAACGCAACAGUGUACAGAGAACCAAAAUUAACUGUUAGAGCUUUAAAGCCAUAAAGAAACAACGCCAGCCGUCACAGCAGCAAAGUGGAGCCCAAGGAAGAUAAAUCUUUAAGGUGGAUUUCAUGCAUGUAAGCCAGCGAAAGACUCUCAGUCACGAUAUGAUGCAUGAACCAUCGGGUUUAAUAUGUAAACUCCUUAAAAGCGCUGAGUUUUCAGCAUCAAGAGUGCAGCGGCGUUAAUUUGCCCAAUAAAAUGCAACCAGCUACGAGGAGCAACUAGCGCAGCCAUAAAUAUCAUCAGCCACUGAGAGUCGGCGAGCAAUGAAACGAGUUUUCCCCGGCAAGACAAAGGAAAAACCGGCGGGGAAAAUCAACAGGGAAAGCUCAGCGGGCGGUGCGCCGCAUUUAGAGGCAGUCAAACUGGCAGCCGUCGGGCGCAGUGUUUCCUGAGGCUCUGAUCCUAAGUCUUCUGCUCCUGCCACCCGACUUCCUGCCGCCGAAUCCUUGAGCCGAGCACUUCCGCUUCUUAUCGCGGCAAUGUAAGCGCGUUUCCGUUUAGGACUCAAUCCCAGACUCAUUUCGCAGCAUCGGGAAUGGCAUUAAACUAGCAGCUCGGAGCUGGAUUACAAGUAAAUUGGAAAGGACUUAAAGAUGAGCUUGCUGCGCCUGCUUGGUGCCCUCUUGUUGGCCACAUUCAAUGGAAUGGCGCCUGUGCCCGCGGAGGGAUUGCACCUGUCCAACCUCUCCGUUCCGCGCAUUAUCGACGUGGCCCAGAAGGCGAAGCUCUUCUGCAGCUACGCGAUGGGCAAUCGGACGCUGAACUCUGUCAAGUGGUACAAGGAUGGCCAGGAGUUUUUCAGAUACUCGCCGCUAACACCACCGACAACAAAUUGGUUCCCCGUUGCAGGUGUCACCAUCGCCGACGGUUCGCCGCAUUGCAAUCAAUUCAUCUGCAACGUGGAGCUGGAGAAGCUCAGCGCCCACUCCUCGGGGCAAUACAGGUGCGAGGUGUCCGGCGAUGCGCCCGAGUUCAAGCUGAUCGAUCAGACGGCCAAUAUGACAGUCGGAGUGCUUCCCAAAUUCGAUCCAUAUAUCUCGGGCGUUCGAAAUGCCUAUAAAUAUCACGAUUAUCUGGUAGCAAACUGCACUUCAGAAAUGUCCAGUCCAAUGGCCAAGUUGAUGUGGUUUAUCAACAACAAAACGGCACCUGUGCACAGUUUGCAGCCGCAAAUCAACGAAGUCGCUCGUAACACCGAUGGCUUUCACCUGUUCACCAGCCACCUACAGUUGCGCCUCCACCUGGACGACCAACGGUUCAUCAGCAAGAGCGAGAUGCUGGAGCUUCGGUGCACGGCGGACAUCAUGGGACUGGCGGCGGUGCGCAGGCAGCAGCAGGUGAGAACUACCAUCCUGGCGCUCAAGGACGCCGGCACCAAGCAGCGGCUCACCGAGAACGGCUCCUGCAUCACCGGACAACCAGCUUCCCUGGCCGCUUGGCUUCUAAGCCUUGUUCACAUUCUACGCUGGCACGGCUCCCAGAGUUAGUGGCUGGCAUUGACGGGCGCUCUAUUUGUAGCCUAAGUUUCCAGGACUCGUCUCCAAGUGAACACACUUUAAAAAUAAACAAAAACAUUCAGAAAGACACGGGCGCCAAAUAAAUUUGGUGAUUCCUCGCACCAUUUCGAGCCAAAAGAAAAGUUAACAAGCCAAGGCAGCAACAGUUGAAUUUGUACAUAGUCAAAAUCGAAUUAGUCUAGGUCCGAGCAGGAAGCCCAGCCAUUUCCUACAUGAGUGUAAUGCAACAUUUAUUAUGUGUUAUGUGUAAACAAGCCAUCGGAAAUGCGAAACCGAAAAAUCAACACGGAUUGAAAACAAUGAUGCAUAAAUUAAUAUUUUGGUAUCUAAACGUAAAAUUUGCUACCAAAUACGAUUAUAUGUCAGAAUUAUAUUAGUGGAGGAAGACAUUUCGAAUAUCAACAAAUUUACACAUGAAUAUUUGAGCACAGAAUAAGGAACACACACAAUCAAUGACAAGUAAACUUAAUUAUUGUAUGUGAAUUGUUAACUGUAUUAAAUGAUGUAUGGGAAAUAAAUAAAUAAAAACAAAAUGA